Messenger RNA from Brassica oleracea var. oleracea, 1753 nucleotides. RefSeq lists its product as uncharacterized. The record is from RefSeq and is a predicted model, not a curated record. NCBI's taxonomy places the organism in Eukaryota, Viridiplantae, Streptophyta, Magnoliopsida, Brassicales, Brassicaceae. Bases 130 to 1704 code for a protein of 524 amino acids. The transcript is spliced from 3 exons. Gene Ontology annotation, molecular function: zinc ion binding.
AACUCUUUAUCCUUAACGUCUCUAUUAAUACUCUUCAGGUAUCACAUUGGCCUAUCUUCAAAGUUCAAAGUGUUGAGCAUCCCUUGAGUGUGAGAGAUUCUUUAUCGUCUCUCUUUUGUCUUUCUCCCCAUGGGAAUGGGAAGGACAACUUCGAAGCUGAGGAAGGCCGCAAAGAGACUGGUCUUAGCUGCUUGUCGUUCUCUUUCUCUUCUUCCUCUGAGUCCACGGGGAUCUACAGCUGUUAUAAAGCCAGAGAAUGUUUAUCUGCCCCAUCACCAUGAGGUCCAUGAAGAGGCCAUAGAUAAAGCAGACUCCACUCAUGCUACUUCUACGAUCUUGUGCGCUAUUUGUCUUGAACCUCUGAGUCAUUGCGAUGAUAACUCUCCCAGUGAAGCUACUACAUUCACGGGACAAUGCUCUCACUCCUUCCACUUUUCGUGCAUUGCUUCCAAUGUGCGUCAUGGAAGUGUCACUUGUCCUGUUUGCCGCGCCCAUUGGACCCAUCUCCCUCCUCCUUCCUUUCCCCACCUGUCUGAGCGCCAGCUAGACGACCCUGUUCUUCGUAUUCUUGAUGACUCCAUCGCCACUUCCCGCGUCCAAAGACGCUCGCUCCUCCACUCUGCUCGCUACGACGAUGAUGAUCCUAUCGCCCCUCCUCAUUCCAACACCAGUUACCCUCGUCUAGACUUCUCUUUAACCCCUCUCACAGUUUCCCCCAACUUAGUCUCUUAUCCAUGCUGCUUCCACCCUCUCCAAGGUGCAUAUUCUCCAUUACAAAUGUGUAGAACAUCAGUACUGCCACUGCCACUGCCAGAAGAUUACCACUGUGUGUGCACUUCCUUGGGGACAAGAAGUGCCUAUCUCUCUGUGAAGCUUAAAGAUCCACAACCCAUUGACUUAGUGUUGGUUGCGAGUCCUAGCGGGCCACAUUCUCGCCUUCUCAAGCAGGCGAUGAUAUUAGUAACAUCCUCUCUUCGACCAGUUGAUCGUUUAGCCAUAGUGACGUAUUCGUGUGUCGCAGCACGUGUGUUUGCUCUGAGACGCAUGACUUCAUGUGGAAAGCGGGCAGCUCUGCGAGUCAUUGACCGUCUCUUCUAUACGGGACAAACUGACCCUUCUCAAGGCAUCCUUAAGGGCAUUAAAGUACUCAAAGAUCGUGCAUACAAGAACCCACAGUGCAGCAUUCUACAUAUCUCAAGUAGCUCAUAUUAUCCCAACAGCGUGAUGCAUAGAGGUGUCAUGGUCCAUGGGUUUCACGUGGGGUUAGGUAGUGAGACUUGGAAUGGUUUUGUGUUGCAUAAGUUGGAAGAGUUUCUUGAAAACGUGCUGGGAGUAGUAGCAAGCGAUAUCCAACUGAGAAUCGGUAUGGAAGGGAAUGUUGUUAAAGUAGGCGAGUUGAGAGGCGGUGAAGAGAGGCAAGUGUUGCUAGAUCUUGGUGGGCAUGUCAGUGUUCGUCUCUGCUAUAGCUAUGUGGAAGGAGACAGUAAUGAGUGUAUCAGGAGAAGAGGGGAGACGACGUUGAGCUUGGUUGACGAUAAGGAAGGGAUAGUAACCGGUGAUUGUGAAUCGGCAGGUGCGAGGGAUGAUGACUAUAUGAACAGCAAUAGUGUGAGGAGAAGCAUUAAUACUGGAGCUUGGGACUAUCAUGAUCCUUUUAUGGCCAGAAGGUGGGCAAAGCGGUUGCAUGAAACUGUAAAUCUCUGAUUAUUUUUUUACUUAUAUGUUUUACUUUUCAAAGUUCCAUUCUACACCA